This is a messenger RNA of Telopea speciosissima, 3515 nucleotides long. Its product is annotated as protein FAR1-RELATED SEQUENCE 5-like. Gene Ontology annotation, biological process: regulation of DNA-templated transcription. NCBI's taxonomy places the organism in Eukaryota, Viridiplantae, Streptophyta, Magnoliopsida, Proteales, Proteaceae. Gene Ontology annotation, molecular function: zinc ion binding. The coding region runs from base 314 to 3235 and encodes 973 amino acids. The transcript is spliced from 6 exons. The record is from RefSeq and is a predicted model, not a curated record.
UCCUCUCUGCUGCAAUCUGGGCGACGCCAUGGGCGAACAGGGAUGAUUCCCUGUAUUCUUCCAGGUUUGUCUGAUCAUUUUUAUAAGAGGCUGAAUCUGUCUCCAGAUUGCCAAAAAAAUAUGCUUUUUUGGCAAAAUUCACUUUUCAAUUGAACUUGUACACAAACAUUCUUGUCUAAACCAUUACUUUUCUUCUUGUUUAUUUCUAUUUCAGUAUGAAUCUCGAUGGUUGGGAUGGAAUGGUGUUUAAUGGAAUAGAUGCUGCUAUAAGUUGUCACUGAGACCCCUUCCUCAUAGUUGAAACCUGUAAGAGAUGGUCUCUUUAGCUUCAUCCGUAGAGAUGGAGGAAUAUGACACGGUUAGGAGUACCUGGUUGUACAUGGAAACAGAGGAUGUAUAUGGUAGUGAAGAACUGUCAGAUUUGGAGAAAGCAAUUGAAGCUGAUGCUGCGGAGUUGGUGCCUCAACUAGAAGAUGGGGGCGCUGAGACACAACAAUCUGCAACCUCUGAGCAUUUGCAUAGUGAUGAUGAGGGUAUAGAGGAUGCGAUUGAUUUUGGAGAAGAGAAUGACCAGCAGCCUAACAGUGGCAGUGCUUCUAAGGAUGCAAGCGAAGCAGGAACAACCUGUGGAAGCACUGAUGAAACAGAGAUAUUGCCUUAUGUUGGGAUGAAAUUUGUUGACUUAAAAGCAGCCUAUGCUUUCUACACUAAUUAUGCCAGGAUAAAAGGUUUUGGUGUUCGUAUAGAUCGGACACAUCUAUCAAGGAAAAGGGAGUCAGAUGGUUCAAGGCAGGUUCUGUCAAAGAGGUUUGUAUGUUAUAAAGAAGGUUUUCGAAAUGACAACGACAAGCGACAAAAGGGGAAAGAGGUGCGUCACCGGACAGAGGUUAGAGUUGGUUGUCCUGCAUUUAUCGUGGUUAAAUCAUCUUCUGAUGGUUGGGUAGUUGACAAAUUUGAAGCAAAUCACAAUCACCCAAUGGUUUUUCCAGGCCAAACAAUCAAACUCCUAUAUUUUGGAGAAGAGAAUGACCAGCAACCUAACAGUGACAGUGCUUCUAAGGAUGCAAGCGAAGCAGGAACAUCCAUUGGGAAGGUUGAUAUAAAAGAGAUAUUGCCGCAUAUAGGGAUGAAAUUUGUUGACCUUAAAGCAGCCUAUUCUUUUUAUAGUAAUUAUGCCCGGAUGAUAGGUUUUGGUGUUCGCAUAGAUCGGACAAACCUAUCAAGGAAAAGGGAGCCAGAUGGUUCAAGGCAGGUUCUAUCAAAGAGGUUUGUAUGUUAUAAAGAAGGUUUUCGAAAUGACAACCACAAGCGUUAUAGGGGAAAAGAGGUGCGUCACCGGGCAGAGGUUAGAAUUGGUUGUCCUGCGUUUAUCGUGGUUAAAGCAGCCGCUGAUGGUUGGGUAAUUGAUAAAUUUGAACCCAAUCAUAAUCACCCAAUGAUUUUUCCAGGCCAAACAUUUAGGCUCCGAUCACCCCAACAUUUGAUGGAUAAAAGUUAUAUUAGAAGAAAUGAAAGAAAGAUGAUUGCGGAGGAUUGCCAAGCUGUUUUAACAUAUUUUGACUCCAUGCAAGUCAGGGAUCCCGGAUUUAUUUAUUCCAUCAAAAUAUCUGAUGAUGGAAUGGUCAGUGGAAUUUUUUGGGCUGAUAGCAUAGCGAGGUCUGCUUAUGAAGUGUUUGGUGAUGUUGUGGUGUUUGACACAACAUACAAAACUAAUAGGUAUAAAUGGCCAUUUGGGCUGUUCACCGGGGUAAACCACAAUGCUCAAUCUGUUCUGUUUGGAUGUGGUUUGGUUGCCAAUGAAACAAAGGAGUCGUUUGAGUGGCUGUUCAAGGCGUGGAUGAAUGCAAUGGGAGACAAGACACCUAAGGCCAUUAUUACUGAUGAGUGCACCGGUAUUAUACCUGCAGUGGGCAGUGUUUUUCCCCAAACUGUACAUCGCCUUUGCUCAUGGAAUGUUUCGAAGCAUGCCCUAGAACACCUCGGUGCCCUAUGGUACCAACACCCUGAUUUUAAGAAGGAUUGGAAGGAAUGCAUUUAUCGUUCAUGGACAAAGGAAGAUUUUCUAGCUCGAUGGGAAGCGAUGAUGAUGAAAUAUAAUUUGAAAAACCACUCAUGGCUAAGUGAUAAGUUUGCACAAAAGGAGUAUUGGGUGCCUUGUUAUUUGCGAGGCUCAUUCUUUGCUGGAUUGAGCUCAACACGGCGAAGUGAGGGGAUGAACAGUUACUUUCAGGGGUAUUUCAAGGACACUAUGUCAUUGUGCAGAUUUGUCAAGCAAUAUGAAAGGGCUGUCACUAGGCGUAGAGAGAAGGAAGCUGAUGCAGAGUUCAAAACGUUUCCCCAAUUACCUCGAUUGUCAUCACAAAGUCCACUUGAAGAGCAUGCAGGAAAGGUGUACACAAAGAGGGUGUUCGAGAUUUUUAAGAAACAUUUCAAUGCAAGCCUUAGCUUAUCUGCCCAUGAGGAGUUGGCCAAAGGGCCAGUUCGGAAGUUUAAGGUGGGGCCUUUUAAGGUUCCAACUGAGCAGAGAUGCAUGGUGGAAUACAACUCCUUGGAGGAAGAGGUGCAUUGUAGUUGUCAUAUGUUUGAGUUCAUGGGGUUAGUGUGUAAGCAUAUGUUGAAGGUUCUGCAGAUGAUUGAUCGUGACAAUAUUCCCUCUAAAUACAUACUAUUUAGGUGGACGAAUGAAGCAAGGCCUGGGCUGCCAGUUGUUAAUAUUCCAGAUAUUGCCCCUACGACUAUAACAAGAAGUUCAGUAUCAGGCUUAUCACAUGCAAUCAGGAAUAUGAUGGCCAUGGCGUGCUCAUCCCCCGAAUGUUGUGAAGUUGCUACGGGAACAUUACAUGGGUUGAUUGAGAAGCUUGUCCCCAUGGUGCAAAAUGCUACCGGAGUUGGGGUCAGUGAUUCCACUAUAGGCACUCAAAAGUCCACUGUCGAAUCAUUGCCCGUAGCACAUGAGCAUUUGAAGACACUGCCUCCACCCGUGGAUCCUGGCCUGCCGAGUCAAGUCCAUCAGAAAAAUCCAAUGGAGCAAUCCAUAGAGAAGGGUAAGAGCAGGUGUAGUAUAUGUCGCGGCAUUGGGCAUAACAAGACAAAGUGUGAAGCAGUAAACAAAGAGACAGGUGAACCUGGGUUGAAGAGGGGUUUGGCCGUGGAUAAGGAGCCUUCUGAAACGUGUCAUUUAUUUAUUAGGUUUUUGAGAUAUGGUCUGAGAGGUAUGGGGCCUGCUGCCCUAUGAUUGGUGCAAUAAAAGGUACACUGGUCAGUUGAACUUUUAGGUGAAUCUCGAGAAAAAGUUUAAUUUACUAAACUACUGUCUCUCACUGACUGGACAGCUUUUAUCAAAUUUAAUCUAGGCCACCAGGGGCUCUUUAAUAUCUUUUGUGAAGAUGUAAUCUCAUUCUCUUUUACUCUGCUUUUCUCUUCUUGAAUCAUAACUUAACUAUAUGAAAUUGGACAGAAUAUCGAACAGAUCAUUUACUUGAGUAUAAUACUAAUUCAGUUUUAGUCAUGAGCUU